UAACUCCUUACAUUCGCACAAUCUUUAUCAAAAUCAAAUAAAGAACCCCCACACAGCAAGUUAAACAACAUCUCCUACAUAUACUUUCUUAUAUUAUUAUUAACUGUCCAUGAUGACAACUUCUCUCUCUAUAAGACCUUCUCUCUCCUGUAAUUCUCCUAACUGCUCUUCUUCCUCUUCUUCAUUUUCUCUCUCCUGCUAUUUUCCCUCUCAUACACCAAAACCUAUUUGCUGGAAUCUCUCCAAGACUAGAUCUUUGGCAUCUAAGGUGCUAAAUUCGAAAAGGGUUUUUCAUAGUUUUAAAGUUAAACCCUGCAAAAUGGCCAUUAGUGAGCUGAGUCAGAGUGAAGAAGAAGAGAUACCUAUUCUUGAAGACGCUGAAACUUCUAGACCUCGUCGGAUUGCUCUUUUUGUUGAGCCAUCUCCUUUUGCUUAUGUUUCUGGAUAUAAAAAUAGGUUUCAGAAUUUUAUUAAAUACCUACGCGAAAUGGGUGAUGAGGUGAUGGUUGUAACAACGCAUGAAGGAGUGCCAGAGGAGUUCUAUGGUGCAAAAUUAAUUGGAUCUCGAAGCUUUCCCUGCCCAUGGUAUCAGAAGGUGCCUCUCUCUCUAGCCCUGAGUCCCAGAAUAAUCUCAGAGGUUGCAGCAUUUAAGCCUGAUAUCAUACAUGCAUCAUCUCCUGGAAUCAUGGUAUUUGGUGCGCUUGCCAUUGCAAAAAUGUUGUCCGUUCCAAUAGUGAUGUCAUAUCAUACUCAUGUCCCUGUGUAUAUACCAAGGUACACUUUUAGUUGGUUAGUGAAACCAAUGUGGCUCGUCAUAAAGUUCCUCCACCAAGCAGCUGACCUCACUCUUGUACCUUCAGCUGCUAUUGCAAAGGAUCUCUUGGCAGCAAAGGUAGCUGCAGAAAAUCAGAUUCGUCUUUGGAAUAAAGGAGUAGACUCUGAAAGCUUCCACCCUCGCUUCCGUUCCUUGGAGAUGAGAUCGAGGCUCAGUAAUGGAGAUCCUGACAGACCACUCAUUGUACAUGUUGGCCGCUUAGGUGUUGAAAAGAGUUUGGAUUUCCUUAAAAGGGUUAUGGAUGAACUACCAGAGGCGAGGAUUGCUUUUAUUGGUGACGGCCCUUAUAGGGAGGAGCUGGAGAAAAUAUUUGAAGGUAUGCCGGCUGUAUUCACAGGGAUGUUACAGGGUGAAGAGCUCUCUCAGGCAUAUGCCAGUGCUGAUGUUUUUGUGAUGCCCUCGGAAUCUGAGACUCUUGGCCUUGUGGUGUUGGAAGCCAUGUCAUCUGGGAUUCCUGUUGUGGCUGUUCGUGCUGGAGGAAUCCCUGAUAUUGUACCAGAGGAUCAAGAGGGAAAAACUGGAUUUCUUUACAGUCCUGGGGAUCUUGGUGACUGCCUCAGCAAAUUGAGGCCUCUAUUGCAUGAUUCUGAAUUGCGGGAGACUAUUGGAAAAGCUGCUCGCCAAGAGAUGGAGAAGUAUGAUUGGAGGGCUGCUACGAAGGUAAUUCGCAAUGAGCAAUAUAAUGCAGCUAUUUGGUUCUGGCGGAAGAAGCGGACACAGCUGCUGAGACCUGUCCAGUGGCUGGUUAAUUUCUUUGUCAAAUCACCUGAAGUAAGUUACAGAUGACGCAGAUAAUUACCAUUGGCUUUUUGUGGUUAAUAUGGAUUAUGAUUGUUUAUAAGCUUGUUUAGGGGUCUUGAACUCAAGACCUUACAUUUGAUUUUCUUAUUCGUGAUUGGAAAUAGCCUUUUUGUUGUACAUUAUAGACCAUAAAAGGAUAUUUUCCCUGAAUUCAGUAAUAUUGAAUUGGAUGUUA
Molecule: messenger RNA, 1811 nt
Organism: Beta vulgaris subsp. vulgaris (sugar beet)
Lineage: Eukaryota; Viridiplantae; Streptophyta; Magnoliopsida; Caryophyllales; Amaranthaceae
Product: sulfoquinovosyl transferase SQD2
Exons: 11
Coding region: 110-1621 (503 amino acids)
Biological process (GO): sulfolipid biosynthetic process; glycolipid biosynthetic process
Cellular component (GO): chloroplast envelope
Molecular function (GO): UDP-sulfoquinovose:DAG sulfoquinovosyltransferase activity
Source: RefSeq, a predicted model, not a curated record